UCGAUCUUGGCAGCCUUGUCGUCGGUCCAAGCCGCCUAUGUUCCUUCGGAACCAUACACUACCUUAACCCCCAGUGCAAAGAUUCCUGCCUCCGCAAGUGCAUUGACUGACUUCGACGGUUCGUUUGCAUUGUCCAUCAAGACUCUUCUGACCAACUCCGCUGCUACCACUGCUAAGCUGACUGCUUCGGUCGUUAACCAAAUUGGCGACGGUCAAGUUCAGCAACAAACUUCUGCUAAGCAAACCGCUUCGGUUGUGAACCAAAUUGGUGAUGGACAAGUCCAACAACAAACUGCUGCUAAGCAAACUGCUUCAGUAGUUAACCAAAUUGGCGAUGGUCAGAUCCAACAACAAACUGCUGCCAAGCAAACUGCUUCAGUCGUUAACCAAAUCGGCGAUGGUCAAAUUCAGCAACAAACUGCUGCUAAGCAAACCGCUUCAGUUGUUAACCAAAUCGGCGAUGGCCAGGUCCAACAGCAAACUACUGCUAAGCUGACUGCCUCUGUGGUUAACCAAAUCACCGACGGUCAAGUUCAACAGCAGACUGCUGCUAAGCCAACAACCCCAACUACUCUUUCCGUUGUGAAUCAAAUCACCGACGGUCAAGUUCAACAACAGACAACUUCUAAGACAACUGCUUCCGUUGCCAACCAAAUUACUGAUGGCCAAGUUCAACAGCAAACUACUUCCAAGCAAACUGCUUCUGCUAUAAGUCAAAUUAGCGACGGUCAAGUUCAAAAUGGACAAUCCCAGGCAACUGCUGCUGCCCAGACCGCAGCCGGUGGUGACUCUGAUUCCACUGUUUUGGAAACCUGUGUCGAUGCUGAUGCCUUGACUGUUACUUUGAAGAACGGUGUCCUCCACGAUUCUAAGGGUAGAGUUGGUGCUAUUGUCGCCAACAGACAAUUCCAAUUUGAUGGCCCACCACCACAAGCCGGUUCUAUCUAUGCUGCUGGUUGGUCUUUGGUUCCAUCUUCGUACAAGGAAGACUCUACUACAAAGCAACAAGCUGAUGAUGCCUCUAAACCAAAGAGAGCAGAUUCUGAAGGCUUGAAAUUGGCCUUGGGUAAACAAACCACUUUCUACAAGUGCUUGUCUGGAGACUUUUACAACUUGUACGAUGAGAGCAUCGGUUCUCAAUGUUCCGAAAUUGAAAUUGAAAUUUUGAAGGCCGUUCAGUGUUGA
This is a messenger RNA of Suhomyces tanzawaensis NRRL Y-17324, 1185 nucleotides long. RefSeq lists its product as uncharacterized. Lineage: Eukaryota; Fungi; Ascomycota; Pichiomycetes; Serinales; Debaryomycetaceae. Gene Ontology annotation, cellular component: fungal-type cell wall. Gene Ontology annotation, molecular function: structural constituent of cell wall. Gene Ontology annotation, biological process: fungal-type cell wall organization. The transcript is spliced from 2 exons. The record is from RefSeq and is a predicted model, not a curated record. The annotation marks the transcript as partial.